AGCGUGUGCAGGCAUAUACUCUGUUCCUGUUCGGACUGAUGCCUGAGCUGUGUAUUCCAGUGCUUGAAGACUGCAGUGGAUCAUCUUGCAGAAAUGCUGUGGGUGUGGAUAACACUGUGCCUCAUGUGGCAAGGAACAAGCAGCUUCAUGAUCCACAACACUGUGGAAAGCCAGUGCCUUGAGGACUCCCUCGGAGAUGCUGGAGUUCAGUUAAAGAGAUGCAGUGUGGACUCAGAGCUCCAGCAAUGGAUCUGGACAGAGCGGAGGUUCCUCAUGAAUGUAUACACAAAAAGGUGCCUGUCUGCCUUACACAGUGACCCAAUCCAGACUCUCGAGUGUGAUGGUGAAGAUGAUCUGCAGUGGCAGUGUAUGAACCACAGGCUCAUCAGCCUGAGUCAUUCCAUGGAGCUAGGUGUGCACAGAGGAAGCCUGGCUCUGACCAACAUGGGGAAAAGCACCAGGUGGAAGUCUCUGGAUCAAGGAGACAUCUGUCAGGAGAAGCUGAGGUCCAGAAGGCAGAGUGAGAAAGAUGAGUUUCCAGCUAUGGAGGACACAAUGACAGAGGAAGAGAGAGAGUAUCUCAGGUGGUAUUACCGCACUGAAGACGCAACACCCUGGAAAUUUGCAAUGCUGGGCUUGUCUCUCGUGGCUCUGCUUUUGGGAUGUGUGCUCUGCCUCAUGGGAACGAUGGGUAACAAACAUCGGAGAGAAAUAGCCAAGUACAAGUCCGCCACCACUGCAUCUCCUGCCACAGUGGACGUGGAAGUGGAGGAGCUUCAAGUCAUCACUGAGAUCAAGGAGGACAACGACUCCUGCACUGGCCAAGAUGGACAACUAGACAGCAAAGCACCAGCGGAGGGAGCCAGUGAGACUGAGGCGCUGAACCCUGGUGACAUUGUGGUCACGUGGAAGGAUGGAAAUGUCUCCAAACUCUACUCUGAUUCGCAAAAGGAGGGUGAGGAGGACAAGUGAUGUGGGACUGAGAGACAAAACAAAUCUCCAAACAAAUUCCCAUUUCUUACCUUGAAUUCUAAUAAAAAUAAAAAUUCAAAUGUACAUAGAUUAAAAGGCUGGUUAAGAAAACUGCACAGUUUGUUUCUUUCUUUCAUACUUUCUUUGCUCUAACUUUGCUCUGAAUUUCAACACAUAAAGGCCUUUACUCGCACUUGGUUACUGUUGUUUUGUAGAUCAAGCCUUUAAAAAAACAUGGAUGGAGUUGUUGAGUUAGUCAAUGAGACAGUCAAUGAGUCCAAGACAGAGCAUGUUUAUUCUAUCUACUCGAAUCUGAUUGGGCGAAAGGUGCUGUUUAAAUAUCUAUAAAAGCGGUUCUGACCGGUUCAUAUUAAUGCACUCGUUUUAAUACUUUAUCGUUUCUAUAGUAACAGAUUAUUCAUAGGGACUUGUAUGGUGGACGCUCAACAUAAUCAAGACUCAAAAUAAACAAAUUAAUACACAUUUUCUUAUUUAACAAAAAAAGCAUACAAUAGUUGAUAUGGUGAUGUUCUCUGUAAUGAUACAUUCAUGGACGGAGUCUCCAGUGUCAGCACUUUGUAGCAGUCAGUAAUUAUUCAGCAUGGCAAAGUCUUUGGGACCGACGGUUUUUUGCAUGUUCCUCUGUAAAAUGACAAUGUGCGUUUUUUGUUUGUUGUUGUUGUGUUUUUUUUGUUGUUUUUUUGUUUUACUAACUUGUGUCAUGAACAUUAUGUGUAGCUAAAAAUGGAUUUAAAAAAAAGUAUGUGUUGUUCAUUUAUAAAUUGUAAUUGUAUAAAUUUUUAUAAAAAUUUUAAUAAUUGGCAAUUGUCUGUGGUAUAAGAGAAAUAAAGCAAUUUGGCAUGUGCUGUGGUUAGAACAGA
This is a messenger RNA of Ictalurus furcatus (blue catfish), 1853 nucleotides long. RefSeq names its product solute carrier family 51 subunit beta. Gene Ontology annotation, biological process: bile acid and bile salt transport. NCBI's taxonomy places the organism in Eukaryota, Metazoa, Chordata, Actinopteri, Siluriformes, Ictaluridae. The record is from RefSeq and is a predicted model, not a curated record. Gene Ontology annotation, cellular component: plasma membrane. Bases 94 to 972 code for a protein of 292 amino acids. The transcript has 6 exons. Gene Ontology annotation, molecular function: transmembrane transporter activity; protein heterodimerization activity.